AUGCUCCAAGAGGGCAUCCUCUUUGCCGGAUCAGGCGCUGCUCUGCUACUCCAAGCAGCACUACCCGCCAUCCGCGAAGUUGAAAAUGACAACAGCAACCCGAAAACACUCGCUACAGAGCUCCUCGACGCUCUACAAGCCCAUCUAGGCUACAUCUCCACAUUCGUCUUCGGCACACGCGAUGAGCGCAAAAUCCUCCUGGAAAUGCUCCAACGCGAAGAAGCCCCCGGUCUCGGCGGCGGUCGCAACAACCGCUUCGCCCACCACCCAGCACUGCAGAAAUGGAUGGCCGCAACCCUCUACGCCACCGCGACCGAUUUCUACCAGCGCGUCUACGGCAGAGUCGACUUUCAGACUGCCCAGCGCGCCUAUAGCGAGUUCGGCUUGCUUAUGAACUGCAUGGGCGUGCCUGCGGGUACUUGGCCCGAGACUCGCCAGACUUUCUGGUCUUAUUGGGAUGAUCAAGUUGGCAAGUUGACUGUCUCCACUGAUGCCGCGCAAUUUGCGAAGGAUCUGCGCGAGUCUACCGAUAUGCCUAAGUGGGUGCAGAAUAUGAAGCCGUUCCUUCGCGCCGUUACUAUCGAGAUGCUCCCGCCCAAUCUGCGGGAUUCUUAUGGUCUUAAGUCUACCGCCAGUACUCGUACCCUCUACCGAACUUGGAUGGGGUUCUCUGUCGCUGUUUACCCGGCUAUGCCGAAUAAAUGGCGUGGAUAUCCGCUGCGGUAUUAUCAGGAUAAGCUGCGCGGUAAGUUGAAUGUUGUUUGA
Molecule: messenger RNA, 765 nt
Organism: Penicillium cosmopolitanum
Lineage: Eukaryota; Fungi; Ascomycota; Eurotiomycetes; Eurotiales; Aspergillaceae
Product: oxygenase MpaB family protein
Exons: 1
Coding region: 1-765 (254 amino acids)
Molecular function (GO): oxidoreductase activity
Source: RefSeq, a predicted model, not a curated record